CAGUAUUCAUGUUGAAAUCAUUCAUAAAGGUAGUGGAAAAAAUUUAGAAAAUGAAUUAUAUAUGGAUAUUACUGUUAUUUGUAUAUCCGGCAACUAGCGAUGAGGUUUACCAAAAUUCUUCCCACAUUUGUGAUCAGUGUUUAUGUGAAGAUGAAGACGAAUUUAUAAUUGAUUGCAGUAGACAACAGUUUGAGCAUGUUUUGGCAAACUGGCCACCACACAAUAAAACAUUAGUGGCUACUUUCAGUUAUAAUAACAUUUCAACCUUGGAGAAGCUUCCUAUCUCAACGCAAAAAGCUAAACUUGUAUUCGAUCACUGUAACAUCAAGUAUUUGGAUAGUGGAUUAUUUUCUAAUAUCAGGAAUGUUGAGUAUAUCGAUCUGAGUUACAAUUUAUUGACAACCGAAGAAAUAGGAGGUGAUGACUUCAGAGGACCUUAUAGUGACAAGAGAUACCGACCUAUAGCGGUAAAAUAUUUAAAUUUGGCUUACAAUCAAAUUCACAGUUUACCUGUGAAGUUUUUUGAAAAUAUGCCUGACUUAGAAGAACUCAAUCUACAAGGAAACGAUUUUAAAGUUCUUGAUCCAACUACUCAAGUUGCUUUAGGAUCACUUACAAAAAUAAAGGUGUUAAAUCUAGCGGAUAAUGAGUUAACAGAAAUAGAAGGAUCUCUUUUAAGAAACUUACCCACUUUAUAUUCUUUGGAUUUAUCAUCUAAUCAUCUCGACUUUGUACCACUUACGUUGAGUUAUAUAAGUAACAAUCUUAAGGUGCUUAAAAUUAGUGACAACUAUAUAUUUAAACUUACUGACCAAAGCUUCUUAGGUCUUGAUCUGAUUGAACUGCACUUAAAUAAUUUACCUAGAUUGAAUUAUGUAGAAGCAAAUACAUUUGCAACUUUGAAACAUUUAAAGAAGCUAUAUUUAAGGGAUAACGAAAACUUAAAUUACAUUGACAAAGAAGCUUUUGGAGAUAAUCAAAUUAUAGAUGAAUUGGAUCUAAGUAACAAUUCUCUAGUGAAUUUGGAUUUUAAUUUAAUUAACUGGUCGAAACUGAAGAUUUUGAAAAUUAAUUUCAACCCAUUAAGAUGUACUUGUGAUUUAUAUAAUAUUUCCCAAUCGUUGCCAAAAUAUAUAACCCGUAAAUUAGACAGUCCGAUGUGUACAGAUAUGGAAAAUGAAGAUAGUACACCAGUAUUUUUUUUGAAGUCAACAAUAUGUUCACAGGACCAUCCACUUCAUAUAUCGAAUGCUAUUCAACAUUUUAAUAAAAUUCGAAUCGCAAUGAUAGUAUUAAGUUCCUUAUUAUUAUCAGGAACAAUAGUUACUGUUAUUUUGCUUCUUUUGAGAUAUAGAAAAACGGUUGCAUUUAGAAAUUACCCAUUUGCAACUCAGGUCAGUUAUUAUCCCAUCCAAACCCAACAUAUUUAAAGAUUUCAUAUCAUCUGCUUGAGAUGAGUUCAAGAACUAUAAAGGUGCACACUGAGUUUACAAGAGCAUCUGAAGGAAUGGACAAGAGCGCUGUACUAAUAGAAAUUAUUCUUCCUAAAAAGUCCGUUUUCAAAUUUAAAUAUAGCAAUAUGUUCAAUUAUGUAAAAAUAUAAGUUUUAAGUUUAUUUUAUAUGCUAAAACACACAUAGUUUUAUCCUGAUUCCUUGUGCAUCUUUCAUUUUUUCAAAUUGUGUAUAUAUAGUACAGUAGUUUUUCUAAUUAAUUAUUUUUCUUAUUUCCAAACUAGUUAUUAACAAUUGAAUAAUAUAUUCUUCUGACAAGCUCAAAAACUGUCGUUUGACGCGAUAUUUCCAGAAUUUGCCGUUAUUUUUAUAAAUAAUGGGGUAGCUCGCUAUCUUGAGUAUCAAGAAAGCAGGCCACCCCCUAGAAAAGGGCUCUCCUGUUCACAAUAACUGAAAUUAACCACAUAGAAAAUUGCCUCUUGGUUUACCGCGCAAGAAAAUAUCAUUGCUGACAAUUUCUACGGAUGAAGCCUGUCUGAUUUAAUGGUACGAAAUGGCUUUUCCCCAUUUUAGCCCAGAUGCCAACGAACCCUGAGGUCGGCUGAUAUUUUCUUGUACGGCAAACCAAGUGACAAUUAUCUAUGAUUUUAGUUUGAUUGUCCUUACAAAGGAAAGCAAUAUUGCAGGGAUCGGCCAGUUAACUUAACUAUCAAUGUAGCAAUCUUCUCUCUGGAAUAUCAGUCCCCUCUAAACAAUAAUUGUAACAAAGCACAUAUAUAAUUGCCGCUGGGUUUGCCGUUCAAGAAAAAUCGUUGCCGAUCUCAGGGCUCGUUUGCAUUUGGGCUAAAACGGGAAAAACAUUUCUACGUAUGAAGUCCGGAAUUAUUUUAUGGUAAGAAAUUGAUUUUCCCGUUUCAGCCCUGAGAUCGGCAAUGAUAUUUUCGUGAACGGCAAAUCAAGCGGCAAUUUGCCUCAGUGGUCGUUGGCAUCCUGAGCAAAACGGGAAAAAACCAUUUUUACGUAUGAUUCCGGAAUGAUUUAAUGAUAUGAAAUGAUUUCUCCGCGCUUUCCUUUGCACCGAUAUUCAAACUGAAAUCAAAGAUGAUACGAGCCUCGAUGUCAGGGCACGCAACUAAGUAGAGAAAAACGGGCAUGUUUAUCAACUUGGUGGGCUACCUCUUACAGAGCUGCUUUUCUUCGCGAGGCCGUGCGUUUUCAAUAUUUGAAUGAUUCCCACUGUUCUUGCCGAUUACGGGACCUUCUACUGGGCGGGAUCUAUUCCGCGACAGGUAAGUGUUCAAAUAACAAACACCAAAAGCCCUCAACUUUGUUGAUCGAGUUAUCUAUGAUCUUUUCCGAGCGACCAGUAAAUAUCAAAUGAUAAAUUGCAUCUUACGAUAGGUAAGAGAUGAAAAUAAAAAACCUAAGGACGUGAAUUUUCGGAAACAGCCGUUUUAAUGCUAUCCCCGAUCAACUAUUCGUAAAUAAUCUAAAAAUAAUUUUUCACUAAGUGAAUAAUUGCCAUUUCGCCAAUCGCUUUUUGUCGUUAAUUAUUUAAAAAAAAUGAGGCGACCCGUUAACUUGAGUAUCAACAUAGCCGGCCACCCCACUGCUUCCCUUUUUACAAUAGCUAAAACUAAUUGCAUAGAUAAUUACCUAGAUGAUAAACUGAACCUUACAAGUGCUGUUUAGUGGGUAUUACGUUAUGAAGCAGAUUAAAUCACUUCACACAGUAUACUGACAUUUUACAAGCCAGUCCGUGAUAUUUUUGUAAAUUGCAAGAAGAGCAGCAAUUUUGAAUAUUUCAAUUGUUGGGAUUAUGGUGUAUUUAUGAAAAAAAGUAAA
Diorhabda carinulata is the source of this 3298-nucleotide messenger RNA. RefSeq names its product leucine-rich repeat-containing protein 70. Gene Ontology annotation, cellular component: voltage-gated potassium channel complex. The coding region runs from base 51 to 1430 and encodes 459 amino acids. Lineage: Eukaryota; Metazoa; Arthropoda; Insecta; Coleoptera; Chrysomelidae. The transcript has 7 exons. The record is from RefSeq and is a predicted model, not a curated record. Gene Ontology annotation, molecular function: transmembrane transporter binding; potassium channel activator activity; voltage-gated potassium channel activity.